AUGCGCACAUUCACACUAUCGUUCCUCCUCUUCGCCGUCCUCGCCAUCGCCGCGCCCCUGGCUGAGCCGCAACCUGUCGCUGAGGCAGAAGUUGACGCCCGUGGUCCUCCGAACGCGAACGCUUGGUGCGGUAAUCGCGCUUGUGCAGCGUACGCGUGA
Dacryopinax primogenitus is the source of this 159-nucleotide messenger RNA. RefSeq lists its product as uncharacterized. Lineage: Eukaryota; Fungi; Basidiomycota; Dacrymycetes; Dacrymycetales; Dacrymycetaceae. The transcript is spliced from 2 exons. The coding region runs from base 1 to 159 and encodes 52 amino acids. The record is from RefSeq and is a predicted model, not a curated record.